AUGUCUUAUGACUAUGAAGUAGACGAGUGGUACUCCGGCCUGGAUCCUGCCCGGGGAGUCCGCUACACUCAGCCGCCAUACUUUCGGCCACCUCGGCGUCCCGCCUACUAUGCCGACCGACGACCCAGCGAGAACUACCUCUCUCCAGGCGGCCAUUACGCUGCCGGUGGUCGGACCCGCGCGCGAUCCACAGGCGGAACGCCUGUGCCCAAUAUACAUGUCCACAAUUAUAUGGACCAGCACCAAGAAGGUCCGCGCAUGGAGCAAGUUAGCCCCGCACCAAGUCCUCGCGGCCGUCCGGUGCGCAUAGCUGGCGAGGAGCUUAUAGAUGAGCUGGAGCUGACAAGACGGGCGCUUGCGCGCUCGCGCUCGAGAGGGCGGUCCGAUGCGGCCUAUCACCAUCACCACGAGGGGCAGUGGAGGGCACCGUCGCCGCGAUACGAUAUGCAGCUGGAGCUUGCGCAACAGAGGGCAAAAGAUGCUGAAGCGCGCUGGCAGAGGGAACAGGAAGAGGAGCUGAUAAGGCGAAGGGUAGAGCUUCAGUAUAUGAAGGAUAAGGCCGAGCGCGACGCCGAAGAGGCGCGCAUUAGGGCUGACGAGGAGAGAUACAAGGAGAAACUGAGAGUGAAAUUCAUGAGGGAGAAGCAGGAACAAGACGCGGAGCGUGAGCGGUUGAAGGCCGAAGCUGAGAAAGUGAAGAAGGAAAUGGAGCUGAAGAUGCUCAAGCAGCAGCAAGAGCGUGAAGAGGAGGAGGCGCUGCUCAAGGCUGAGAAGGAGAAGCUAAAGAGGGAGUUCGAGCUCAAGCAAGAGCAGGACGCUCGGAAGCGGGAACAGGCGGCGAGAGACGCCGACGACCUCAAGAAGCGAAUCAUCCUCGAGAACACUGCAAAGCUCCGGCAGGCAGAGGAGGACGGUGAGAAUCUCAAGAAGCAGAUCCUUCUUGAAAACACUAUCAAGCUCCAAAAGGCAGAGAAUGAUGCCAAGGAUGCCAAACAGCGGGCGAUUGAUGAGUACGAGAAGAAGAGGGCAAAGGAGGAAAAAGAAGCGAAAGAAGAGCGACAACGGAUCAUCGAUGAAUAUGAGAAGAAGAAAGUAGAUGACGCCAAGAAGCAGAAGGAAAUGGAGGACGCUCUUAUCGCGAAGCUCAAGAAGCGAGCGGAGGAAAACAAAGCGAAGGAGGAGGCGGAAUACAGAGAGUUUCUUCGGAAGCAGAAAGAGAAAGCGGACGAAGAAGCAGCGAAGAAGAAGGCGAAGGAGCAGGAGAUGGCCAGAGAGAUGCACGACCGCUUGGCGCAGUUCGGUUUCGUCGAGAAUCAGAUUCAGGCUAUGAUUGAUCCCAAGAAGACGAGGGAGCUCCAGCAAGGCCAAUCACCAGCAAACCCUCUCCAGCUGGCAAGACAGCCGACAUAUAUCAAAGUCCACAGAGACCACCUCUCCAUCGACACAUUGACUUACUACGGCCUGCCGUGGGAAUAUGACAGGGACGACAGUCAUUAUAUCAUCAUUCUUCGCGAACUGGAUCGGCGAGAUACCGAUCUUCUCUUCGAACACACAAAGAGUCUGCGGCAUCGCGGGACGAGUCAACUCCUCAUCGAGCAACGGAAUCCGAAUAAGCCGGAGUACGCCUGGGUGCGCCGAAAGGCCACACCGUCUCCGAAUGGGCGACGAAGACGUAGCUCGCCGAAGAGGUUCGGCAUUGCAACGCUGUUUUCCUGA
This is a messenger RNA of Coniosporium apollinis CBS 100218, 1716 nucleotides long. RefSeq lists its product as uncharacterized. NCBI's taxonomy places the organism in Eukaryota, Fungi, Ascomycota, Dothideomycetes. Bases 1 to 1716 code for a protein of 571 amino acids. The transcript is spliced from 3 exons. The record is from RefSeq and is a predicted model, not a curated record.